This is a messenger RNA of Pipra filicauda (Wire-tailed manakin), 5442 nucleotides long. RefSeq names its product potassium calcium-activated channel subfamily M regulatory beta subunit 4 (gene KCNMB4). NCBI's taxonomy places the organism in Eukaryota, Metazoa, Chordata, Aves, Passeriformes, Pipridae. Gene Ontology annotation, molecular function: potassium channel regulator activity; calcium-activated potassium channel activity. Gene Ontology annotation, biological process: potassium ion transport; detection of calcium ion. Bases 27 to 662 code for a protein of 211 amino acids. The transcript is spliced from 3 exons. Gene Ontology annotation, cellular component: voltage-gated potassium channel complex; membrane. The record is from RefSeq and is a predicted model, not a curated record.
CGGCGGAUGCCAGCGGCAGCCGGGCGAUGGCGAGGAGCCGGGCGGCUUACGAGUACACGGAGGCGGAGGACAAGAGCAUGCGGCUGGGUUUCCUCCUCAUCGCCGCCGGCUUGCUUUCCCUUUUGGGUUUGGGUUGUUGCUGGCUUCGCCCGGCGCUGCAGGAGCGGGGCGGCGGCGGCUCCGCCAACUGCACGGUGCUGGCGGUGCGGCAGCUGGGGGAGCGCUUCGCCUGCACCUUCUCCUGCGGGGCCGCCUGCCGCGGCACCGCCCGCUACCCCUGCCUCCAGGUCCUGGUCCGCACCUCCCGCUCCUCCGCACCCGCCCUGCUCCACGAGGACGAGCGGCAGCUCCGCACCAACCCCAAGUGUUCAUACAUCCCUCCCUGUGCAAGAGAUGAUCAGGAGAACUCUGAGAACGUCACGUACAAGCAGAAAUACUGGAAAGAGAAAGUGGGUUCUCAACCAUUUACAUGCUAUUUUAACCAGCACUUGAGGCCAGAUGAUGUGAUGCUGAAGCGCACCCAUGAUGAGACUGUCCUCUUGCACUGCUUCCUCUGGCCUGUGGUGACAUUCCUGGUUGGAGUCCUCAUCGUGGUCCUGACCAUCUGUGCCAAGAGCUUGGCUGUCAAGGCAGAGGCAAUACAAAAGAAGAAGCAUUUGUGAGUGGCAAGGCUGCUGAUGGAAAAGAAAAAUCUGCAAGAAGGUCUCAAGUGGGGAAACUUGACACACCUGCAGGUCUGCGGGGCACCCUUCGUCUCCUACCAGGGUCUGAUCUGAUGGUGGAGUUGCUCUUGCCUCAGGAUUUUUCUUAGAAGACUGCCCCAUGAAAUGCCAGCUAAUUGCUUCUUCUGCUAUGACAGUAAAUAAGUAUAUUCUACCAAAAAAAAAAUAAUCUACACUGCACCAAAUAUGCUGUGUGCUGUUAGUGCUGAACUGCAGCUACCCAAGUCCUAGUGGAAGUGAGACAGUUUAUAAAACUCCCUGAUGAUGCUCAUUUCAUCUCUACAAAGCGAUCUUUGCUAAUGUUUAAUAUUAAAUUUUAAAAUAUUUACUUUAGAUAGACCUUAUUUUCAAAAUAAUAAAAUUUGAUUGUUUUGGGUUUUUUAACCUUUGGAAUUUUUUUUUAUUUAAAAGGAAAGGCUUUAAGACAAACAUAACACUGUGCUGAUUUGGGUUUUUUUCCCACUGUGUAGAACUUAAUUUUAAAAUUCAAACUUUAACUUCUGUCUAGACUAAGUCUUUCAUCAUCACCUGUUCAUUUUGAUGAAAUGUAGAAAUCUCUCAAAAGUAGUUAUCAAAAAAAUGAAAUAUUAUUGGAAAGAUGAUUAAAUGCUGGAUCUAAUUUUAUUGCCUCAGUGGUAUUCAGUCCCUACAGUUGUUCUUGUCCCCUCUCAGAUACACUCUUCAUGAAUGCUCUCAGACUGUAAGCAUCAGGAAUUUUACAUCAGUAGUUUUACAUUAAUAUAUUUUACUAGCAUCUUCCCUCAAAAUUGGAGUGCCUGUGCACUUGCUGAGGAGAGCCUGUGAGCAAUGGUGUGAUCCUUCUCACCAGAAUCCAGGAAUAGCCAGGGAAGACAUCAGCUCCUUGUAGGGCUCUAGGUGUUUGCUGCUGAACUGCCCAUCCCAGUCACACCAGCUCCAUGAAGGCUCCCAUGCAGGGGACGCUCCAGAAAAUGCAAGGCAAUUCGGGCACGGAAUCUUGCUGAGUCUCCUUUCUCUGCUUGCUCCAGGUCCUCACUGUGUAUGAUUGGAGUACCAGCCCUCGUCCACUUGCUCAUUGCAGAGAUUUCCAUAUUUCUGGCAGUUUCCCUGGGCACAUUUUUUUGCAUACCAUAGUCAGGGGCUGAGGCCAGAGUAGCUUCAUGGCACACGUCCAUACUCCCACAGGGCUGGACCCCCCUGGGACCAGCUGUGCAGCUUUGCAAGGCUGAAGUGCAGCAGAGAAGAAAAGCCGUGUGGCUCAGUCAGGAAAAUGAGUGAUUACUGGCAAAGCAUUUUAAUUUACAUUAACAAUUCUGCAAUUCUAAACAUACUGUGCAUUGUACUAAUCUCUGAUAUUCUUAGUAUUACGUUUAAAUACCUUGUGUUUCGUUGUGAUUUUAACACUUAACAGAAGUAUUUCCUGAGGAUGAGAAAAGUGCUAGAUUUGAAAGCCUGAAAGCUUAGUUGGCACAGUGACAAAUCUGCUUGUAUUGCCCAGUGUCCUCUUCAGAUGAAUUGUAUUGUGUGUUUUCCAACUGAUUUCCAUGAGGCUUCUUGUACACAUUGUGGUUUCCAGUGAUAAGGGUGAUAUAUGGCAGGGGCAGCAGGUGACUGGAGGUCAUUCCCAGCCCCCCUUCUUACUUGCUAUGUGACUUUUGGAGAGUCCUCUGGUCCGGGUCCACACUGGGAUAGCUGUUCCUUCAAAGGAAUUUAAGGAAAUAUGUUUGUGGAGGUAGGAACUUGAUGCUUCUUGGCAUGUUACUCCACGUGAAAGAUCCAGUUCGUGUUGGUUGCACAUGUUCAAGCACCUCCAGUCCCAUGGAUGAAAAACAGUUCUUGUGAGAAGAAUUUCCAGUUCUCUGUGUUAAACAUCACCCCUUUGGAGAUGCCUGUUGCCAGGCUCAAACAGAUAACCUCUGUCUCAGCCUGCUGAGAAAUAUAGUGCUGGAUAUACAGGGUGAAGAGAGGCUAUGAGCUCAGCCUGUUAGAGGAAAGCCUGCCAACUUCUGGAAGGGCUGUUCUGCAGAGGGCACUCUUUCAUUUCACUUGUAUCUUCAAGUUCACUUGCAAGCAAGGCCACUGCUUGCAUCCUCUGCUAUUCUCUUGCCUCAGCAACCCACAGAAACAUUGCAUCGUGUGUCUCAUUCAGGGGGUUAGUUACUAUUUUUUAUACAUAUAUAUUACUUUUCCACACUAUGCAAAGCACAGAAAGCUGCCAUUGUGGGGUGGUUUGGUUACCUGGCUAAGGUGAUGGCAAGUUCUCUUUGUCUAUUUCUGCACGGUAGCUUCUUACAGUUAAGGAGAAUAACUCUGAUUUUCUGCAUAUAUCCAUCCUUUGUUUUCCCAAGGCAGAAGGAAAUACAGAGUGACACAGAUUCAUCAUGAAAUUUUAAGCCAGUACCUUGGGGCUCGCAAAUCCAGAUUAACGAAAUCCGCUCUAGCUUUGCUCCAGAAGCUUUUGUGACUGAAUUGUACAGCUGGUUCUCUGAGCAAAAAGCAAGAAGCAAAUUGAGCUGAUGCAACUCACUUGAUUGGCAAUCAUAUAUCUAAAUCUGUUGGAAAUGUCAUUUGCAAAGGCCUCUGGAAGAAAGUAAUGGUUGCAGAGAUGAUAUUAAAUUAUCUUACUGUAAGAUUAACAUCCCAAGUUAAACAUCUAAAUUAGUAUGCAAAGACAGGCAGUAUGCAAAGACUGGCAUGGCAGUGUGUGAUACUAAGGGGAAAAAAAAAUCCUAAAAUUCACUUUUCUGUCCCAGCCCGCCCCUCAUUGAUUUAGAAACAUAUUUGUAAUCUCUGUACUUGGUUGUGGAAGCUGGGGAUUUCCUUUUAGUGGAUUAUUCACUGAUUUCCUCCUUGGCUUUGCAGAUUUCCAGUUUUGGUGGUGUAUUCUCUGAAACAUAUUUGCAGCCAGAGCGGCUGCUUUUCCCAGAGCCAUCUGCAGAGUCAAUUUUUGCAUUUUAUUCAAUAUUUAUAUGCCACUGCAUUGAGGAAUUUUCUUCUGUCGUGCUGUCUACUGCUCUGCUUUAGUAAGACCUGCCUUCUCUUUCAUGCGGUGCAAUUACAUAAAUUUUUUUAUGUGGUAUCUUUCCUGUUAGCUUCUUAGGCUCAUUUUAAAAGUCAAAGUAAUAAGAGCAUUUUUUUGUUGCACUUCUCCUGCUUUUUGUGUUUUGGUGUUGCCAGUAAUAGACAAGAUUUCACAAUAUGUUAGAAAAUUCAGCUACUGAAUGAAGAGCUUAAUUCAAUGCUCGGAGUAGAUGAGGGAUGUCAUGGAAGUAUCCAGGGACAUUUUAAAAGACCAUUACUCACAAUUUCUGCUAUAAAUGUAACCCUAUGAUAGAGGUCCAGCACAGAGUGAUGGAUUUUAAGGACAUUUGUAAACUGAGCUCUUCAGUAGGUGCCGGAGAACGAAAGUUAGAAAGUGCAGUGGAAAGGUAGCCCAGGUCCCAGUUUCCAGACUUGUGCUUCCAGGUGGGUUUUAAGGGAUUUGUCCUAGAACAGAACAAAGAUGUCUAUGAGGCAUGAGAGUGCAGGGUUCUCCGUGGAUCGGCCACCUUGGCUCAGCCUGCCCCUGACCACCUUAGCCCUGGUGAUGGUGUCCGUGGGGUUUCCCUGCCUACAAUUUGCUUCUGGGAGCUCUCAUUCCUGAGCCAGGGCUGCAGUGUCAUGCCCACAGGAGCAGGUGUGUCUACAGAGGGCUAUCAUGCAUCUGAGCUCAUUUCACACACUACAUGAAAGAAUCUGUCAAGCAUGUGUUAUCCAGUCAGAGUCCAUCUGGGAAAUGUGAAAGAGGAAACAUUGGUCAAUGUUUAAAACCCUUUAAUAAAUAAGGUUGUAGGGCUUAAGUGUCCUUGAGGAAGUGUCUAAUGCAGUUUGCUAGGGGUUUGGGCCUUACUCAAAAAAUUAAACCUAUUUAAGACUCGCAGUGGGUCUGGUCCAAUGGCAGGACCAUGUGGAUUGCCUGUGAACAGAAGGAAUGUGCUGUGCAAGCCUCUUUGCUCAGUACUGCAAAUAUGGGAGCUACCUGCUGAAUUGGGUUUCUGCAAACUUAAGCCUAAAUGACCAAAGUAUUUUAAAGCCAAGAACAAACAUGUGGAAGAGGAGACAUCCACAAGAGUGUCUAUUAAGAAAAGAAAAACACUCAGGCCAUGGCUUAUGUUUAGAUAAUCAAAUGAAAGGAACUACAGCUGAAUUUCUAAUUAUGGCACCUAUAGUAUCAUGUAAAUAUGGUCUUUCAAUCCUGGGCAGAAAUCUUAUAGCCAGAGCUACUGAAAAAUCAACUGAUUUCUGUGUGGGGGUUCUCUGAGAAUCAAAGGCUAUUUGUUUUGGUUUUUUUUUCCUCGGCAUAGGACAGCUGCUAUUCCUCCAUUAUCUUUCAAUCAGAAACCAACCUCUUCCCUUUCUGGUAUCUUAAGAGGCUGCUGUGCUGAUCUGUCAAGUUAACAGUCUUUGCUGCAGAGAGCAUGAGCAGGAAAGCCUCCAAGGGAAUAUGCGUGCAAUUAAUCAUACUGCCUUGUCAGGUCACAGAACCACUGAAUGAAUCAACCCCGAAGUUUGAUAUUUGAGAGUCUGUGCAAUUCUUGUUCUGGUUUGAUAUGCUGGUGCGAAUGCUGCCAUUGCUUGCACUAUGUUUAAUUCACAGCUCUUUGGUGGUUUAAUGGUUUGAAGCAUCAUAAGCUGAAAAAUCACUUUGCAUGCCUUGGAUGCAUGGCUGGAGAUGCUAUACAUAUUUUAAAAAAAAAAAAAG